Phycodurus eques (leafy seadragon) is the source of this 4331-nucleotide messenger RNA. RefSeq names its product fibulin 2 (gene fbln2). The record is from RefSeq and is a predicted model, not a curated record. Lineage: Eukaryota; Metazoa; Chordata; Actinopteri; Syngnathiformes; Syngnathidae. Gene Ontology annotation, cellular component: extracellular region. Gene Ontology annotation, molecular function: calcium ion binding.
CAACCCGCUCGGAAGUGGACCUCUCUCACAUUUUUACGCACAAGUUUCAUUCGGAAGCACAGCAGCACUGCAGGUUUGAGAUCAAGGUCAAUAGAAACACUUGGGUUUUUGUCUGGAAUCCAACUGGAAAACCAUUGUUGUCUUCUACCUCUACACACAAAAUGAAUGCACAGAGAGUUGUUUUGUGUUUGUGUUGGGUGGUGUUGUGCAUGCGCACUUGCCUUACCCAGAAGGACUGCACAGGUGUGGACUGCCCAGAUGUACAGAACUGCAUUGAAACCAUCCUAGACCCAGGUGCCUGCUGCCCCACCUGUACACAAAGAGGCUGCUCCUGUCAAGGUUACCAGUACUACGACUGUGUUCAAGCAGGCUUCCGCAAUGGGAAAGUCCCAGAGGGAGAAUCUUACUUUGUGGAUUUUGGAAGCACUGAAUGUGGUUGUCCCGAGGGAGGAGGGAAGAUAAGUUGCCAUUUUAUCGAGUGCCCUGAAAUUCCCCACAACUGCAUUGAUAUUUUACAGCCUGCAGAUGGAUGUCCCCAAUGUGGGCAAAUUGGCUGUGCCCAUGGCAACAAGAAGUUUGAAGCGGGACACACCUUUCAGAUAGACCAGUGUCAGUUUUGCCACUGUCCAAAUAAAGGGGGUAAGCUAAUGUGCUCGCCUAUUCCUGGCUGUGAGCUCCAAAGUGUGAAUAAACCCACACAGGUUUCCACCACUGAGAACACCAAAGCUUCGAAAGACACUAACAGCUAUACCUCCGAAACCAAGUUAGUGCUGGAAAACACGCUCCCACUGUAUAAGCCAGAUCCACCCAAUUUUGGCACAGAGGAUUAUGACUACUCACAGGCUGAGCUGACAUCUUUCCCGAUCCCAAAUCUGGCCCAACCGACUUCAGUUCCAUUCGCUUACCCCGAGACAAUCUCCACCUCAAAUGAUGACAGAAAAAAGGCGCUGAGGAAUCAACAAAAAAAAUUUGAAACAGAAAAGACUACUGAGGAUGAUGACAUGCAUAACCAGGAUCCAUCAAGCACAACGACUCAAAAAGAAACAUCAACACUUCGAACAACAACAACAACCACACAAAGAGUGACACUGGAGAACCACAGACAACAGCAGAUAAGUGAAGGAAAUGGCAGUACAACAACCGUGGUGCAGCACAUGGCACACAACAUGGAUGGGAGGCACUUUAGCGACCACAAACAGAGUCAAGGUAGUCGUAUCAAGAAUCAUGAUAUGCUUAAUUCUGGCAGUCUUAAUGGACAAGAACAAGUCUCAAUGGACCACAGGCAAGCUAUUGAUGAGGAGGAUCGGGGCUCGCAGCCCAAAAUCCAGCUCCAGCCCACCAGGAUAACUCCCUUCAGGAUGAGGGAGGAUGGCGAGCAACCCCAAAGACAACUUCAAAACCUCUCCAACUAUCAACCCCAGGAUGUUGAUAGAGAGGUAGAAGUGUCAGUCAUGGAGCUGGUGGAAGUCUGCUGUAAGACUGGGGCAAAAUGGGCUUCAGUUAAUGUUCACUGCAAUAACAUGGAGCCACCCACUAUAGACAGACAGUCCAUCUGCUGGACGUCUCAGCAACAAUGCUGCCUCGGCUCCCUGAGAGAAAGCCGAUGUCUGGCUGGAAUCAGUGCAGCUAGAGCCGAAGAUAUGUGCGUGGAGGAUGCCAGUGAUACAUGUGGGCUCAGUUCCUACAAGGAGUGCUGUGACUGCUGCUCUCUGGGGCUGAAGUUCGGCCGUGAGGGUCAUGAGUGUAAAGCCCACCAACACAUGGGCCUCCACUGCAGACACGUUUUCUUCUUAUGCUGUGAGGGGGUGGAGAAUUGGGACGAGAGUCAUGACAGGUGGCAUGCCGUUAAAGAGAAGCCCACUCUCGGUGCUACUUCACCACCCAAAAAAGUGUCUGACAGCCUUUACCCGAAUGAGGCCUUCUCUAUCGGAGAAGAGAGACACGGGGAGAAUGCGGUGGAAGGGCCUAUUGAGGUGCAAGACAUGAAUGAGUGCCUGAUCGAUGAGGUCAACAUCUGCCACCACAGAUGUCUAAACACACCAGGCACUUUCCACUGUGAGUGCUUCCCAGGAUAUGUGCUGCAAGAGGAUGCUGUCUCUUGUGCAAAAGACACAAGAGAUGAGGAGAACACACUGAAGGAGGAUGACAGGCAGGGGGUGGAGCCCACCACCUCUUUUCCACCAACCACCCAGCCCUUGGUGCCACUCAACCCCUGUGAAGGAAACGGCCCUUGUGACCAAUAUUGCUUCCCGGAGGGCGGAAUGCCACAUUGCUCUUGUUUCCCAGGCUUCUCCCUCAUGGCUGAUGAACAAUCCUGUGAAGAUAUUAAUGAGUGUAUGUCAGUGCAGGCCUGCCAGUUGAACGAACACUGCAUAAAUACUGCAGGGAGCUAUGUCUGCCAGAGACUGAUCACCUGUCCCCCGGGAUACCAACUCAACGGAGACUUUUGCAAAGACAUUAAUGAGUGUAUGGAAGAGAGCCAUGACUGCAUGCCCGAAUAUGAGUGCGUAAACACAGAAGGCUCGUUCAAGUGCAACCUCAAACCUCGCUGCCCUGUUGGAUUUGAACACGACGCACAAGGCCACUGUAUAGACACUGAUGAGUGUUACACUGAGCCAUGUAGUUCAGGCUUUAACUGCAUCAACACAGUGGGGUCCUACGUGUGCCGGAGGAAGUUGAAAUGCAGCCGUGGCUAUCACACCAGUCCGGAUGGAACCGGUUGUAUUGGUAAGAUUUGGCAUUGAAGCACUGUGGAUGAGUGCCAGAGCGGUGCCCAUCGAUGUGGAGAAGGACAGCUGUGCCACAACCUUCCUGGGUCCUAUCGCUGUGAAUGUCAGAGUGGUUAUCAGUACGACUCCUUCAGGCGCAUGUGUGUUGAUGUAAAUGAGUGCUGGCACUACCCAAGCCGUCUGUGUGCCCAGACCUGCGAGAACACUCCGGGCUCCUAUCUGUGCACUUGCACCGCGGGCUUCCGCUUAUCCAGCGAUGGCAAUAACUGUGAAGACGCGAAUGAGUGUUUGUCUAGCCCGUGCAGUCAGGAGUGCGCCAACAUCUACGGCUCCUACCAGUGCUACUGCAGAAAGGGCUACUACCUGCGGGAGGAUGGGCACAGCUGUGAAGAUAUCGACGAGUGUUCCAAAAGCAUCGGCCAUCUGUGCACUUAUAAGUGUGUGAAUGUUCCUGGCAGUUACCAGUGUGCGUGUCCUGAAUCUGGUUACACCAUGUCUCCAAAUGGACGCUCCUGCAAAGAUAUUGAUGAGUGCACCACAGGAGCCCAUAAUUGCUCUCUAGCUGAGACCUGCUACAACAUCCAGGGAGGCUUCCGCUGCCUUUCGCUCAACUGCCCGCCGAACUACCGCAAAGUGUCUGACACGCGCUGUGAGCGGAUCAGCUGUCCCAACUACCUGGAGUGCCAAAACUCACCACUGAGAAUCACCUACUACUACCUCAGUUUCCAAUCAAACAUCGUCAUCCCAGCCCAGAUCUUUCGCAUCGGACCGUCGCCCGCCUACUCCGGAGAUAACGUCAUUGUCAGCAUCACGGAGGGAAACGGGGACAACUACUUCAGCACCCGCAAGCUAAAUGCCUACACGGGCUCCGUGUACUUACACAGACAGGUUGAGGGCCCGAGAGACUUCCUGAUUAAUGUGGAGAUGAAGCUUUGGAGACAGGGGACCUUCACCACCUUCCAUGCCAAGAUUUACGUCUUCAUCACAGCCAACUCACUGUAACAGUUGGAGCUUCUCUGCAGGCCAACACGGACCUCAAAAUACAUCAGUGUAAUUUCAAAAAAAUAUCCACCGCAAAAUAUAUCUGUCUAAUCUCAUAAGCAACCCACGAUCUGUGAAUAAUGUUCUCUGUAUCCAGUCUGGAGGGAAUAACAUCAUUGAACAUCACAAUAAUACUCACAAAGAUUUUUUUUAUACCAAAUACAAAUCAAUAUUUCCUACUAUUAAAUCAUUUAUCCUUUUAAAGAGAGUCCAACAUUAACGCUAAAAUAAUAUCCUGCGGAAGUAAAAUAUGCAUAAUGUCGUCAGUAUGGAAAGUUUUGCCAUUGCUUUAAUGAUCAACUGCUGCAUCAACUUAUUAAAUAGUUGUUUUGUUUGAUAAAUACAAGGUGGAGCAUAAGAAAUGUUUCUGUGCCUUAAUGAACACCUCAGACUAUUCUUUUAUGCUACACUGCUGCCUAUGUUUUGAAGUAUUUUUGUGACCUCCAAACAGUACAUUUCUGUAUCCUUGUAUUAUAUAUCCUGAUGUAUGUAUGAGAGUGGAUGUAUUAUAAUUUUACAAUAAUUUUAUACUAAAUACAUAAGUCCAAAGUAUUAAAGUGA